AUGGAGUCUGGUUUUAGCCUUGGUUUUAGCCUCAGAAUGUCCUCCGGUUGGCAAGCUUACAUCACCUCCAUGACGGAGUCAUCACCUUCGAUCAAACGUGCUGCAAUUGUCAGCCUCGCCGAUGGCUCUGUCUGGGCCCGAACUCAAGGCACCAACGCUUUCAAGGACAGCGGCGAUAUUGGAUUUCAGGCUAGCGAGGCCGAAUUGAAGAAAUUCGUUGCGCUGUUCGACAAACUUGCCGACGUCCCAUCGACCGGCGCCGAUCUUGAAGAAGUUCACUAUAUCGUGCCACGUACGGAGGACAACCUUAUUUUUGGAAAGAAGGAAAAAUGCGGGUUCUUUGCUGCGAAAACCAAGACUGUUGUACUGAUUGCAAUCUAUGAGGGUGAGAACCAGGUAUCGGCCGAAGUACGUACGGCCGUGGAAAAAAUGGCCAAGUAUUUGGAAGACACCGGUUACUAA
Cooperia oncophora is the source of this 462-nucleotide messenger RNA. Lineage: Eukaryota; Metazoa; Nematoda; Chromadorea; Rhabditida; Trichostrongylidae. The record is from the annotation of a GenBank genome assembly.